Molecule: messenger RNA, 1122 nt
Organism: Alternaria rosae
Lineage: Eukaryota; Fungi; Ascomycota; Dothideomycetes; Pleosporales; Pleosporaceae
Exons: 1
Coding region: 61-867 (268 amino acids)
Biological process (GO): DNA-templated transcription initiation
Cellular component (GO): RNA polymerase I complex
Source: RefSeq, a predicted model, not a curated record
GCGCGACAACGCGAUCGCAAACCACGUUACGCGACAGUACAGACUCGGUCUUUCUCGAAAAUGGCGCCAGUACAAAGUGAAGACGCUUCUUUAUUUCACAUCGAGCGCAUAUCGCAAUACGUCUGCAUCCCACCCUCAUGUCUCGCGGAUCCCUUCUCGGCAGUAUGCGCAACGGUACUAUCACCACUGCUCCUCACGUAUUUCCCACCUGCAAAGGGUGUGGUUCUCGCAUACGAAGAUGUAGACUUGCAGAGUUCGCCACCAGCUGAAUCGGCAUCGAAAUCCAAGAACAAGUCACAGUCGCAACAACAGAGCGAAUCCAGUUCCAACGAUAACGUGCCUGCUGAGCCGUUACUACUCAGGCAUGUCGAUGAAUACGCAGCGCCAUUUCUUUGGGUCACGGCCUCUUUCGUCGUGUGGCGCCCGACCCGAAAUGCAUACCUUACCGCGCACAUCACCGACCAAGCGAAGACACAUCUCACACUCGCACACCUCAACACUUUCCCCGUUAGCAUACUCAGGGAAUGUCUGCCCUCAGACUGGUCGUGGCAUUCGGAAGAAUCCGGUCAAGUGAAGCAGAGCUGGGAUGGUAAACUGUCGGACGAGGGAGGCUGGUGGGUGAACGGCGACGGUGAAAAGGUGGAAGGAGAGCUACGAGUGAGGAUACGAGACGUUGAGGGCAGAAUGGACGGAAAAGGAAAGGGCAAGGGUUUCUUGCGCGUUGAUGGAGCGCUGGUUUCUGAGGAGGAGAUCAAAGCGGCACAACAGAAGGCUGGCAAGGGGAAGAGGAAAGCUACUACGAGCGCGAUGAAGGCACAGCCACCGAAGCAGGCAGAGGGAGAAGUCAUGGAGAUCGAUUCGUACUAGGUGUUGGGCGAUGGGACACUUUACAUGCGUCUAUUUCGUCGCAAACUUUGCAAGAUGCGCGACAAGUCAUUGCAUUAGGACGGCGUUAUGGCGUUAUCGAACAAACAGGAUGCGAAUUCCAGCAUCUACGAUACCACCACAGACAAAUAUAACACCCUUCAUCAACGCUCCACUUCCCGUCUUUAUGAGCACAGACCAAUCAGACAACGCACACCUCCGUCGCCCGCCGCACCAAACCGCGGUAUCCCCCAUCAA